Hypoxylon trugodes is the source of this 1777-nucleotide messenger RNA. Its product is annotated as DUF292-domain-containing protein. Gene Ontology annotation, biological process: protein transport. NCBI's taxonomy places the organism in Eukaryota, Fungi, Ascomycota, Sordariomycetes, Xylariales, Hypoxylaceae. The transcript has 2 exons. The record is from RefSeq and is a predicted model, not a curated record. Bases 155 to 1045 code for a protein of 296 amino acids.
GCGCUGAGGACUCCUCCAACACAUUCCGAUAAGAUUCUUAGCGUUAACCUCCAGUGAAUAUCUCCAAUACUGUCAACAAUCAAAUCUUCAAUACUGUUACUGCCAAUUACUUGCGAAGACUUUCUUGCUAGCCUUCGGGCUACGUACCAUCAAAAUGCCUCCAUCGGCUACUGUGGUUACGAAGCUGAAGGUUCAGCUGAAGCUUUCGAUCGCACGACUACGUAUGGUACAACAGCGCGAUGAAGCGAUGGGCAAGACGCAACGAAGAGCAAUGGCUCAAUUAUUGGAGGUUGGUAAGAUUGAUUCGGCUAGGAUAAGAGUAGAAAAUAUUAUUCGGUCGGACAUCACCACGGAGCUCCACGAGAUCCUCGAAUUAUACUGCGAAUUGCUACUCGCCCGAGCUGGUCUCCUGGAAGGACAUACCUGCGACCCUGGAUUGGAGGAAGCAGUGAAAAGUAUCAUAUAUGCCGCUCCUAAGACAGAAAUAAAGGAGUUGCAGCAAGUGCGUGCACUUCUCGCAGAGAAGUUUGGGAAGGAGUUUGUCUUAGCUGCUAUGGAAAAUUCGGACCAGAAGGUCUCUGAAAAAGUUGUCAAGAAACUUAGUGUAGCGCCGCCUCGAGAAGAACUCGUUCAAGGUUAUCUGGAGGAAAUUGCAAGAGCAUAUGGGGUCGAUUGGCCGAAACGGCCUAAGGAUUUGGGCAAACCGCCAGAUUUCGUGGAUGAUAUGGAUGAUAAUCCGAGUGAGGGCCAAGCGCAGAAGGUUGCCGAACCACCCCUACCUACCGACAGCAAAGCGGCACAAGAAAGAGAGGCCCUAAGUCGCGAGACACCUCCUCGGUCUUUAGGACCAAACACACCUUUACAUAUAAAUCCGCCAAGUCCCUCUACGGAUAAUCCUCGUCCUAAGGUCACGUUGAACUCGGUGGAACUGAAACCUAGCCAGAGAAUGGUCGAUGUUGGUAUAGCGAAGAGUGAUGAUGCGAAAGGCGGGAAUGGAACAAGUAUUGACGAAUUAACAGCUCGUUUUGCUGCCUUGAAGCGGUAAUUGGUCGGGUUGAUCAUAGUAUUGAGAAUGCUAUAGCUAUGAGAAAUGUCCUCAUGGAUUUGGUCAGCGUUUUUUUAUGUACCGAUUUUCAAUAUUCUCACCCAAGGGUAUCCAAUGGGUGACUGUUAAUUCAGUCGUCCCUAUAUCUAGAAAUAUUUUCACCGAGAUCGACAUUGUCAUUAUACUGAGCAGAUCCGGUUAAUUGGUGUUUUUUUUUCUUUCUUCAGCUUAAAAUAUUUAAGGGGCGUUACGCAUUACGGGCCUGUAUCUCGUGUGUAAUUGCUUCUAUUGCUUCGUUCAUGUUGAGCACAUGAGAGGGCGGGCACUGUGGCUAGUUUGAGGAGUUUGGAAAGAACUAAAAAGGUGCUGAAGGGCUGAAAUCGCCUAUAUGACACAUGUACUUUCCUCGAAAUACUCGACUAUUGGCAUACCAAACCGGCAAGAGGACAUUGGGAAGCUACGACUGGGCCUGGACCGGCGUACAUUUAUGUACAUGUAUGUAUCUAUCUACAUGAAGGCGGGCACUAACGUACCUACAUGAUACUUGAAACAUUACAAUUGAAAGUUGUUUACAUGUACCUGGGUUGGUCCCGCGCUUCGACAACUACCAUUGAGAAUAACCAAUUUGUAAGGAACAUCUCCCCUAACUCAAAGUGUCUAUUCCCGUUCUCCUUCCUCUCAACCCAUUAGGAAUUCACAUCUAUCCCCCGGUACUCGCCCGUUUGGAGUGGG